CCAACCCUUACAACCACCAAUUGCCCCUCCACCCCGCCCUUACAUUUCCCUCCUAAUACUUUACACUAUUCUCGUCACCACACCACACUCACCUAACCACCCGUUUACGCCCGCAGUGGCGGGAUUGCCAUGUCACUUGGAUCCCGGAUAUCAAGUUUCUUCACGAGUCCUUCUGCCGAGCAAGACCGUCCGCGUCAACCUUCACCGAUAGCGAUCGCCUAUGAUGAUCCCACGGCUAUAAACUCUUCCAAAGCUUAUAAACCAAUGUUUGAGGAUCAUGAGACGUUUGAGGCCCGAAGACCGCCGUACCUACACUGUAUGGUAGCCGGCGGUAUUGGGGGAAGUACGGGCGACAUCUUGAUGCAUUCGCUUGACACCGUCAAGACUCGUCAGCAGGGUGCCCCUACGGCCAUCAAGUACUCCACUAUGUCUGACGCAUACGCAACUAUUCUCCGUGAGGAGGGUUUUCGAAGGGGGCUCUACAGUGGUGUCACUCCCGCUUUUAUGGGGAGUCUUCCAGGCACAGUCAUUUUCUUUGGUGUCUACGAGUUUUCAAAACGGAAUUUGAUCGAUGCGGGAUGUCCGGAGAAUUUGGCAUAUCUAUCUGGUGGUUUCUUGGCGGAUCUCUUUGCGAGUGUGGUGUACGUUCCAUCUGAAGUUCUGAAGACAAGGUUGCAAUUACAGGGGAGAUACAAUAAUCCUUAUUUUAAGUCCGGAUAUAAUUAUCGGGGCACGAUAGACGCAACUAGAACAAUCAUUAGAAGAGAGGGACCGGCAGCUUUGUUUUAUGGGUACAAAGCUACAAUUAUGAGAGAUUUGCCAUUUUCGGCCCUUCAGUUCGCGUUUUACGAGCAGUUCCAGAAGGCUGCAAAAUCGUAUCGUGGAUCUAGAGAUAUAGGAUUGCCGUUGGAGAUUGCUACAGCCGGGUUCGCAGGUGGUUUAGCUGGUGUCAUCACUUGCCCUCUUGAUGUUGUAAAAACGAGGAUACAAACACAGGUCCGAACAUCAUCCCCAUCUGCGUCCAAAGCUGCUACUACACUAGUAUCCGGUGCGCUGAAAGAGUCUCGGCAGUUUGCUACAUUACAACCUUCGCCGUCUCCCCCACCUCCCCCGCCACAGCACAGGUCAAUAUCAACAUCAUCCCCGUCCACAACCUCACCUCCGAAGACCGGUCCAUUAAAGUUCAAUACGUCCUCUGUUUUUGAAGGUCUCAAACUCCUAUAUCGGACUGAGGGCAUCCAGGGCUGGUUUCGUGGCGUAGGCCCUAGAGCCGUGUGGACUAGUGUGCAAUCUGGGACAAUGUUGGUCCUAUAUCAAUACCUUCUAAAGCAACUGGAGCAUUGGUCAGAGGCCCAGUCAGAAGGGAGUCCUUUAUGAUAAGAUAGACAUCGGAAUCACGGAAGUUUGUUGGUGAGGGGAAUGGGGUGACUUUUGUAGAUAAAAAGGGAUUUUUGCUUCUUG
This is a messenger RNA of Tuber melanosporum (Perigord truffle), 1461 nucleotides long. RefSeq lists its product as uncharacterized. The coding region runs from base 319 to 1377 and encodes 352 amino acids. Gene Ontology annotation, biological process: magnesium ion export from mitochondrion. The transcript has 3 exons. Lineage: Eukaryota; Fungi; Ascomycota; Pezizomycetes; Pezizales; Tuberaceae. The record is from RefSeq and is a predicted model, not a curated record. Gene Ontology annotation, molecular function: magnesium ion transmembrane transporter activity.